This is a messenger RNA of Ctenocephalides felis (cat flea), 328 nucleotides long. Its product is annotated as histone acetyltransferase KAT2B-like. NCBI's taxonomy places the organism in Eukaryota, Metazoa, Arthropoda, Insecta, Siphonaptera, Pulicidae. Gene Ontology annotation, cellular component: histone acetyltransferase complex. The record is from RefSeq and is a predicted model, not a curated record. Gene Ontology annotation, molecular function: histone H3 acetyltransferase activity; protein binding. Gene Ontology annotation, biological process: positive regulation of transcription by RNA polymerase II; chromatin remodeling. The transcript is spliced from 3 exons. The annotation marks the transcript as partial.
AUGCGUAUAGUGAUUGUAAAGGAACUAGUUGCUGAUAGACAAAAGGAUGUUUUAAAAAUCUUACCUGGAUUGACAUGUUUCAUAGAAGGCGUAAAAGGCAUUUCUGUGGAGUCUAUACCUGGUUUAAAUGAAACUGGUUGGAGGCCACUUAUGAGAACCCCUAGAACAGGGCGAAUUCAAGAAGAAAAUACCGAUCCCGAUAAAUUGGCAGUGGCAUUGAAGCAGGUUCUUGUUGCUGUUAAAAAACAGGACUGGGCGUGGCCUUUCUUAGAGCCAGUUGAUAUUCAAUUAGCAUCAGAUUAUUAUGAUAAAAUUAAAUAUCCAAUGG